This is a messenger RNA of Varanus komodoensis (Komodo dragon), 2659 nucleotides long. It is a transcript of the gene DDX27, whose product is annotated as DEAD-box helicase 27. The record is from RefSeq and is a predicted model, not a curated record. The transcript is spliced from 21 exons. Gene Ontology annotation, molecular function: nucleic acid binding; RNA helicase activity; ATP binding. Lineage: Eukaryota; Metazoa; Chordata; Lepidosauria; Squamata; Varanidae. The coding region runs from base 38 to 2305 and encodes 755 amino acids.
GCACUUCCGGCUUGCCUUCCGGUCCCCGUGAGCCACGAUGGAGCCCGGCGCCGACCUGAAGCGGAGCCUCGACGAGCUGGAGCAGGACGAGGAGACGGAUUCGGGCUCCGACUCGGAGGAGCUGGUCGGCCCCGGCCGCCGGCGAGGCCUGCGUGGAGACUUCGCCGCGGGGUUCGUCUUCGCCGAGAAGGAGUUCGCUCGGCCCGGCGCCGGCGCCUGGGCGGAGGCCCUGAGCCAGCUGAAGGGCAAGAGGCCAGUCACGAGCCUGGAUGAGAAGAUUGCAGCAGUGAGGAGAAAAAGGAAAGCUCAGGAGAAGCAGACUGAUGAAGGAACCGCACAGAAGGAUGAUGGAGGGCCUAUGCCUGAGAAUGAAGAUAAGGCAAAUGAUGAAGAUGACGGUGAGGAGGAAGAUUUGGGGUCUGAAUAUUCCUCAGCAGACGAGAGCAUCUUCACGAAAGCAGAUACACUCAAAGUGAAGCCACAGAGGAAGCGGAAGCGAGGCGAAGAGCAGGGAGCAGAGCAGUUCUUUGAAGAAGAUGUUUCCCAGUACGAUGACAGCCUGUCGUUCCAGGACAUGAACCUUUCCCGGCCUUUGCUGAAGGCGAUCACUGCGCUGGGCUUCAAGCAGCCGACCCCCGUCCAGAAGGCCUGCAUCCCUGUGGGGCUGCUGGGGAAGGACAUCUGUGCUUGUGCAGCGACGGGGACAGGGAAGACUGCGGCCUUCAUGCUGCCCGUCCUGGAGCGUUUGAUCUACAAGCCACGCCAAGCCCCGGUGACCCGCGUGCUGGUCCUGGUGCCCACGCGAGAGCUGGGCAUUCAGGUGCACGCGGUCACGAAGCAGCUGGCCCAGUUCAGCAGCAUCACGGCCUGCCUGGCAGUGGGUGGCCUGGACAUCAAGACCCAGGAGGCCGCUCUCCGCGCGGGCCCCGACAUCCUCAUCGCCACUCCGGGCCGCCUCAUCGACCACCUGCACAACUGCCCAUCCUUCCACCUGGGCAGCGUGGAGGUCCUCAUUCUGGACGAGGCCGACCGGAUGCUGGACGAAUACUUUGAGGAGCAGAUGAAGGAGAUAAUUCGGCUGUGCGCUCGGCAUCGCCAGACAAUGCUCUUUUCUGCCACCAUGACAGAUGAGGUGAAGGACUUGGCCUCGGUCUCCCUGAAGAACCCAGUCCGGGUCUUUGUGAACAGCAACACGGAUGUGGCGCCGUUUCUCCGGCAGGAGUUUGUCCGCAUCCGGCCCAGCCGUGAGGGAGAUCGGGAGGCGAUUGUGGCAGCCCUGCUGACACGGACGUUCCCGGACCACGUGAUGCUGUUUACCCAGACCAAGAAGCAGGCCCAUCGCUUGCACAUCCUGCUCGGCCUGCUGGGGCUGCGUGUCGGGGAGCUGCACGGCGACCUCUCGCAGGCCCAGCGCCUGGAGGGGCUCCGGCGCUUCAAGGACGAGCAAAUCGAUGUGCUUGUGGCCACGGAUGUCGCAGCGCGCGGACUGGACAUCGAAGGCGUCAAAACGGUGGUCAACUUCACGAUGCCCAACACGGUCAAGCACUACGUCCACCGCGUGGGGCGCACGGCUCGGGCAGGGCGGGCUGGCCGCUCCGUGUCCCUGGUGGGCGAGGAGGAGCGCAAGAUGCUGAAGGAGAUCGUCAAGGCCGCCAAGGCCCCGGUCAAGGCUAGAGUGCUCCCCCAGGACGUGAUCCUGCGCUUCCGGGAGAAGAUCGAGAGGCUGGAGCCGGAUGUGUACGCGGUCCUUCGCCUGGAGCGGGAGGAGCGGGAGCUGCAGCGCUCGGAAGCACAGAUCAACACCGCCAAACGCAAGCUGGAGAGGGGGGCUCAGGAAGCAGCCAAGGGUGCCAGUCGCAGCUGGUUCCAGACUCAGGAGGAGAGGAAGCAGGAGAAGCUUGCCAAGGCCCUUCAGGAGUUUGACCUGGCGCUGCGAGGCAAGAAGAGGAGGAAGAAGUUUAUGAAGGAGUCCCAGAAGAAGGCCCAGCUGACGCCCGAGGAGCGGUCGCAGUUCGAGGUGCUGAAGGCCCAGAUGUAUGCCGAGCGCCUGGCCAAGAGGAACCGCCGAGCUCCGCGGGCCCGGGCCAUGCCGGAUGAUGAUCCCCCGGCGAGGACCGGAGCAGGACUCCAGCAGCAGCGGAAGAAGAAAGCAUCUGUGUUUGACGAGGAACUCACCAACACAAACAGGAGGGCCUUGAAGCAGUACCGUGCGGGGCCCUCCUUUGAAGACCGCAAGCGCCUGGGCCUUGCCGCCAGGAGGAAAGGCGGCAACCCCAAAGCCCGCUCCAGGUACAAGAGGAAGUGAGGAGAGCGGCAUCACAGGCACCAGGUGCACGAGGGCCUGGGAGGAGCAGCCACCUCUGCUGGCCGGCAGGGAAGGAGGCGGUCAGGAGCACGCGCCCGUCGCUCCUGCCCUUGGUCCCAGGGACAACAGUGUGCUUGCCUGAGCACUGCCGCUUUCGCGGGUGCCUGACCUUCCGCAGUUCCAAGGACGUGACACUGGACACUGUGUGCCAGACUGGGUGAGGGGGGGGAGGCUGCACUGCUGUCGGUCUUCUCAGCACUGCCACGUGCCUCGCUCCUUCCAAACACAGGCGCUUUGCAGGCAGCUCGGGGAAUGGGUGACCAAGUCGUGCCCAAUAAACCUGGAACAACUUUC